Messenger RNA from Telopea speciosissima, 1659 nucleotides. RefSeq names its product calcium uptake protein, mitochondrial-like. Gene Ontology annotation, biological process: calcium import into the mitochondrion; mitochondrial calcium ion homeostasis. Gene Ontology annotation, cellular component: uniplex complex. The record is from RefSeq and is a predicted model, not a curated record. Gene Ontology annotation, molecular function: calcium ion binding. The transcript has 7 exons. Bases 63 to 1523 code for a protein of 486 amino acids. Lineage: Eukaryota; Viridiplantae; Streptophyta; Magnoliopsida; Proteales; Proteaceae.
UCUUUCCUUGAUUUCACAACGAUCCUUCUAUCUCUCUGCUACUUCAAGGACGAAUCCAAACGAUGUAUUCUUGCGCUUCGCUGAAGAGAUCUGCGACCUUGGUCCACCUACUCCCCGGGAUCCAGCACUUGAACUAUCGUUCCAUUUUCAAUCAAGCAGAAGGCUUGUCUUCGUCUUCAUCGAGCUUGUUUGCUUCGUCGAGCAUUGUGGAAGAUAAGUGGGAAAACUCUGGUUUUGGAUUCUUUCUCAAGUCCGUUUCAGGGAUUGCCGUCGGUUCGGGCUUAGGGUUCUUGUAUUGGUAUUCUUCUUUUUCUUCUACAACUUUAGCCGAUUGCUCGACUGCAACAAAGACCACAGCGGAGGAGGAUCCGCAGCUUCAUUCUAGUAUUCAAGAUGCGGCUGAGGGGAAAAAAUUUCGGUACCUCUUUGGAGAUGCAUUUAGGAGGAAGGUUUUCUUUAAAUAUGAAAAGCGCAUCAGGAUGCGAAGUCCUCCCGAAAAGGUUUUUGAGUAUUUUGCAUCUUUUCGGCAUCCAGGAGGGGAGGUAUUCAUGACACCGGCAGACUUGAUGCGAGCAGUUGUUCCUGUAUUUCCUCCAUCUGAAUCAAAUCUCAUUAGAGAAGGGUAUUUGAAUGGGGAGAGGAGCCCUGGCGAGUUGCGAUGUGAUCCUUCAAACUUUUUUAUGCUUUUUGAUACUAAUAAUGACGGAUUUAUAUCUUUUGCAGAGUAUAUCUUUUUUGUAACACUCCUCAGCAUCCCAGAAUAUAGCUUCUCCGUGGCAUUCAAAAUGUUUGACAUUGAUCAUAAUGGAGAGAUAGACCGGGAGGAAUUUAAGAAAGUGAUGGCUUUGAUGCGAUCUUAUAACAGGCAAGGUGUUCAUCAUAGGGAUGGACGGAGAACUGGGCGUAAAGUUGGGACUUCUGUUGAAAAUGGGGGUUUGCUGGAAUACUUCUUUGGCAAGGAUGGGAAAGCACGCCUCCAACAUGGAAAAUUUAUCGAAUUUUUGAGAAAUUUACAUGAUGAGAUCUUGCGGUUGGAGUUUGCUCAUUAUGAUUACAAUUUAUGUGGAACCAUAUCGGCAAAGGACUAUGCUCUGUCCAUGGUUGCUUCAGCUGACAUGAGCCAAAUAAACAAGUUCCUUGACCGGGUUGAAAAACUGAACAAUGAACCACGUCUUAGAGACAUCCGAAUUACAUGGGAGGAAUUCAAGGAUUUUGCGGAGCUACGGAAAAAUCUGAAGCCAUUGUCUCUGGCAAUUUUUGGUUAUGGAAAAGUAAAUGGUUUAUUGACAAGGAAGGAUUUCCAACGAGCUGCAUCCCAUGUGUGUGGUGUGCAUCUCACCGACAAUGUGGUUGACAUCAUUUUCCACAUGUUUGAUACGAACCAUGAUGGGAAAUUAAGUGCAGAAGAGUUUGUGAGAGUUUUAGAGAAACGGGAGAAAGACAUUGCUGAGCCAAUUGAGGCAGGUUUCAUGGGAUUGAUUUCUUCCUGGCUAAGCCGUUCAAAGAGUCACUCGUUAGCUUGAGAGCAUGUCUGACGCAUUAAGUACUGCAUGACCAUUAAAGCUUACAUAGAGGCGUUAACCUUUGGCUCUGAUAUCUUGGGAGAUUGGGAGAUUACUGUACAGUGCUGGGUAUUAGUUACAAGAAUAAGUCCCGUCU